Molecule: messenger RNA, 1851 nt
Organism: Aspergillus chevalieri
Lineage: Eukaryota; Fungi; Ascomycota; Eurotiomycetes; Eurotiales; Aspergillaceae
Product: C2 domain protein
Exons: 2
Coding region: 1-1851 (616 amino acids)
Biological process (GO): positive regulation of gene expression
Source: RefSeq, a predicted model, not a curated record
AUGGAAGAAGACGCCACCACCCAUCCCCAGGUGCGCCCCCGUCAUCAGGGCGACAAAAUUGCUCCUAAACUUGUCGACCACGCCGAUAAACUCCAUGAUCAAGCAGUCGCUAUGAAAAAAAAUUCUUCCCCACCAGGCGACGAGUCUGGUACUGGUUCUGCUGCCGACACUUCCGGCAGCGACCAUCAACCGGCAGGAGGCUUCGAUAAUACGCCUAUUCCGCAUGCGCCGCCCGGGUACACCUUGCGUUUUACCUUCCAUCGCGGCGACAACCUGCCCUUUGCAGAUUUCGGCUCCUUUUCGUCGGAUCCGUACAUCGUCGCGCAUUUAUCGGUUAACUUGCCACAGCGCCAUAAGCAAGAUCCGGGGCUAACGUUUCGCACUCCCACUGUGCGCAAGAAUUUGAAUCCUGCUUGGGACAGUGAGUGGGUCGUUGCGAACGUACCUGCGUCGGGUUUUGAGCUCAAGUGCGUCGUGUUUGAUGAGGAUGCAGCGGACCACGAUGACAAACUGGGCAAUGCCUACGUGCAGGUCAAUUCGAUUAAUGAGAACUGGCCGGGUAUCCAGGAACAGAAAUUCAAGGUCAAGAAGCGCAUGGGCAGCAAGCGGGUCUAUAUCUUUGGGAAUCUGGCUGCGUUUACUUCGCGACGCAAUGAUCCGGGUUCUUACGUGAUUAUCAGUGUCGAGUGUUUGGGCAAAACACCCGGCAACGAAGGAGGCCAGGUCUACACACAGGGACCUAACUACUGGUUCAAGCACUUCUCGCCAUUGAUUGGGAGAUUGGCAGGGACCAAGGAUGAGGUUCAAGGUCAGGAUGGAAAGAAACCAAUCAGUCGAUACAACUUCCAAGCGAUCCAGAUCCAAUUCCGAGGCCCGGCUCCAUGGCAACUUUACCAUCGUUAUGUCGAAUUUAGACCGUUUGUGGCCGGCAUGUUCACGUCGCAGAGUUUGCGCGGGCGGAUUCUCAACCGAGCCCUGCAUCAUCAACAUGAGCGGGUCUAUAACUUUGACCGCACAACUCAAAACGGACAGUUCUCGUCGCCGUGUUAUGAAAUGACUCAGAAGUUCCUGGAGUUUGCGCACUAUGGCCAAGGUGGGCGAAUCUUUACUUAUGUUCUCACUCUCGACGGACAGUUCCGUUUCACCGAGACAGGCAAGGAAUUUGGAAUCGACCUUUUGAGUAAGCACACGAUGCACAGCAACGUGUCCAUCUACAUUGCAUAUUCGGGCGAGUUUUUCCUUCGGCGACGUAAGCACCGCCACCAUCGGCAUCGUUCGCGUGACGAAGAGAAUGAGAUCCCAGUCGAGGAAGCGCAGGAGGAUGCUCCCAUGGAGGUCUCUACAGAUCCAGCAGACUAUGAACUGUUCAUUGAUAAUGACAGCGGUACAUAUCGACCUAAUGCCAAGUUGCUUCACUUACUCAAGGGAUUCUUGUCGGCAAACCUACCGGGGCUACACAUCACCACCCUGGACUGUCAGGAAGAUGCAGAGCGGAUGGGGACGAUGAAGAAUGAACAGAGAGAAUUCAAGAAGCAGCAAGGUCAACAAAUUACCUUCCUCCAGCAAAGCAGCACCUCCUCCCUGUCCAUCUCCAGUUCCGAAGAAGAAGAACUGGAUGAACUCAGCGGCGUCCGUGCGAAGCAACGCGGCGAAUUCAAGCAACGGAUGCAUGAAAUGCGUGAUGUGAAGGGCCAGGUUAUGAAAUGGGCUCAGGCGGAAGGUGAUCCUCAUGAUCACGAUAAUCACCGUCGUCACCAUCUGAAGCAUCCGAAGCAUCGUCCGGGCACCUCCAGAAAUCCGGCGACUACCGGGCAACUGGGUACAUCUGAGAUUCGGCCUGGAACCUCGUGA